AGCAACAUUCUCGGUGGUGGGAGUGAAUGGAGGCGUCCAGAUGAGGGGGGUACUUCUCCCCAUCUAAUCUUAAAAUUCGAGAGAUAAUCAAGAGCAAGAGAGAACAGAAGUUACGGGGAAGUGUAAGACUAUAUUUUUCCGCUCACCGCGGGCGUUCCCUGAGCCGGCAGGAGGAAGGACGCGCCUCGAACUUCCUAGCCCGGCCAGGUGGGUCGCGGAGCGCCGUCCCCGAGACCUCUGCCGAGUCACCUGCACCCUUGGUAUCCGAACUGUUCCUCUUGCCCUCGAUCGCCCGCGCGGAGGUUGGGGCGGACCUGUGGGGAUCGCAGCCGGGCGUGAGGAGGAAGAGGAUGAUUAGCGCCUGAGUGAUCCUGCUUCAGCCUAUACGCUUAAGGGCAGCCCCUGGGUAGGGCGAAGCUUCUCUGUCUUUACUGCUGUCCCCCACCCUGUUGUGGGCUGCGGGCUGCAGGAUGAACUGUCGCUCGGAGGUGCUGGAGGUGUCGGUGGAGGGGCGGCAGGUGGAGGAGGCCAUGCUGGCCGUGCUGCACACGGUGCUCCUGCACCGCAGCACGGGCAAGUUCCACUACAAGAAGGAGGGCACGUACUCCAUCGGCACCGUGGGCACCCAGGAUGUCGACUGUGACUUCAUCGAUUUCACCUAUGUGCGAGUCUCCUCGGAGGAACUGGACCGUGCCCUGCGCAAGGUUGUUGGGGAAUUCAAGGAUGCAUUGCGCAACUCAGGUGGCGAUGGGCUGGGACAGAUGUCCUUGGAGUUCUACCAGAAGAAGAAAUCUCGCUGGCCUUUCUCAGACGAGUGCAUCCCCUGGGAAGUGUGGACGGUCAAGGUGCACGUGGUAGCUCUGGCCACAGAGCAGGAGCGGCAGAUCUGCCGGGAGAAGGUGGGUGAGAAGCUCUGUGAGAAGAUCAUCAACAUUGUGGAAGUGAUGAAUCGGCAUGAGUACCUGCCCAAGAUGCCCACGCAGUCGGAGGUGGACAACGUGUUUGACACAGGCUUGCGGGACGUGCAGCCCUACCUCUACAAGAUCUCCUUCCAGAUCACCGACGCUCUGGGCACCUCAGUCACCACCACCAUGCGCAGGCUCAUCAAAGACACCCUUGCUCUCUAGGCCUUGCUGGGGGCCUUGGGUGCUCCUUGAUGGCUCGCAGACUUUGGUUUCUGGGGAUUGUGCUGUUAGGCCCUUGGGGCUCUGGAACCUGAUCCAGGUCCUUGAUGAGACUUGGAAGGGCCACCCCCUGGCUUCCUUGACCUGUGGUUGCCAGUCUCUGGUCAGCCUCGUAACCUUCACUGACGGUUAAGCCAGGCCAACACUGUCUCACCUCCCCUCUGGGGGGUCCCCCCUCCUUCUCUACUGUACAGAAGCACCAUCAUUAGGAUGGCGAAUAAAGUUGAGAAUGUGAGCUUGG
Molecule: messenger RNA, 1425 nt
Organism: Pteronotus mesoamericanus
Lineage: Eukaryota; Metazoa; Chordata; Mammalia; Chiroptera; Mormoopidae
Gene: ATG101
Product: autophagy related 101
Exons: 5
Coding region: 471-1127 (218 amino acids)
Biological process (GO): autophagosome assembly; autophagy
Cellular component (GO): phagophore assembly site
Source: RefSeq, a predicted model, not a curated record